AUGCAAUUCUUCAUAGCACGCGAAUACCUCUUGCCCGCAGAAACUACAUCAAUUUGUCUGUGGUCAAUUGAUCCGGUCCAAGCCACCCUAAGCCUGGCGCGAGAUUCGAUGCUCGCACAACGCUCCCCAGCCAUGGCUCCCGACAACGAGUCAUCCGACUCUCGCCUCACGAGGUCCCAAGCCCAGCCAGCAUCCCCCAUCUUUCAGUCGAGGGCAGCGAAGCAACUAGGCUUGUUCUUCGCCGGCGCUGGCUUCCUGAUGUUUUCGACCUUUGUCACGCGACGCGCCAUCACACGCAAGCAAUUAGCCGCCUAUCCCAAGUUUUAUCAGCCCAGUCACAGCCCCGCAGGCAAGCAGGUCAACCCUGAAGGCUCUAUGAUUGCCUUGGAAGCACUGAACUUGGCGACGCUCAAUGUGAUCAGUUUUGGCAUGAUGAUGACUGGAGGUGCUGCCUGGGCCUUUGAUGUUACUUCUGUCGAUGACCUGAGAGAGAUGGCGCGCAGAAGCAUUCGUGGAGCCGCUGGCCAAACAGACGAGGCCGCCGAGCGAGAGUUCGAAGAAUGGGCUGCCAAAGUUCUUACCAAGUUUGGAAAGGCCCCUGAGGAUGAAGCAGCAAAAAAAGCCGAGUCCGACUCCAAGAAAGGCAAGGAGGGUCAGUGA
Messenger RNA from Colletotrichum truncatum, 660 nucleotides. RefSeq lists its product as uncharacterized. The record is from RefSeq and is a predicted model, not a curated record. NCBI's taxonomy places the organism in Eukaryota, Fungi, Ascomycota, Sordariomycetes, Glomerellales, Glomerellaceae. Gene Ontology annotation, cellular component: mitochondrion.